AUGGGCUGCCGGGAUGUUCAUGCCGCCACAGUCCUCUCCUUCCUGUGUGGAAUUGCCUCAGUGGCAGGCCUCUUUGCGGGGACGCUGCUUCCCAACUGGAGGAAAUUGAGACUGAUCACGUUCAACAGAAAUGAGAAGAACCUGACUGUUUACACAGGGCUGUGGGUGAAAUGCGCCCGAUAUGACGGAAGCAGUGACUGCCUGAUGUACGACACUACUUGGUAUUCGUCGGUGGACCAGCUGGACCUUCGAGUUCUCCAGUUUGCCCUGCCCCUCAGCAUCCUUAUUGCCAUGGGUGCCCUGCUGCUCUGCCUGAUCGGAAUGUGUAACACAGCCUUUAGGUCCUCGGUCCCCAACAUCAAACUGGCCAAGUGUCUGGUCAAUAGUGCAGGCUGUCACCUAGUGUCCGGGCUGCUGUUUUUCCUGGCAGGUACUGUGUGCCUCUCCCCGUCCAUUUGGGUCAUCUUUUAUAACAUGCAUCUGAACAGGAAGUUCGAGCCAGUCUUUAUGUUUGACUAUGCAGUGUAUGUCACUAUUGCUAGUGCUGGGGGCCUGUACAUGACUGCCUUUCUGCUGUUUAUUUGGUAUUGUGUAUGCAAAUCUUUGCCUUCUCCUUUCUGGCAGCCGCUGUAUUCCCAUCCUUCCAGUAUGCAUACUUACUCACAGCCCUAUUCAGCACGCUCCCGCCUCUCUGCCAUUGAAAUUGACAUUCCAGUAGUUUCACACACCACCUAAUGGGAAAGGAGUUAAUUGUUAAAACUUCUUUUGUAACUUCACAUUCCC
Molecule: messenger RNA, 783 nt
Organism: Elephantulus edwardii (Cape elephant shrew)
Lineage: Eukaryota; Metazoa; Chordata; Mammalia; Macroscelidea; Macroscelididae
Gene: CLDN12
Product: claudin 12
Exons: 1
Coding region: 1-735 (244 amino acids)
Cellular component (GO): plasma membrane
Source: RefSeq, a predicted model, not a curated record